AUGACAAUGACAAGAAAAAAUUUCUUGCUUCAGUUGCUAUCAACAUCUUUACCGAAAAAUGACAUGGUCAUAAUCGAGAGAGACUGGAAUGCAUGUGUAGGCUACGAUGCCGCUGUGGUGAAUUCGGUGAUUGGCACAUAUGAAAUUGAGAAACUCAUUGAUGAACGGGAUAAAAAUCGUUAUUGGAACGAUAUGGACUUGCGAAUGGAGACAAUUGUUCAUUCAGUCGAUAAUAGGAAACUAUUCCUUCUUCAUAAAGCACUAUGGCUAGAGGAACGGUCCAUGAAAUGGUAUGACAAUGAUUUGCCGGUUAAGACUAUUAAGGUUUGCCUCAUAACAUGGAGAGGAAGAGAGACCAAACUUAACCACGCCAUCUGUUGUCGUGGAUAUAGCUAA
Molecule: messenger RNA, 396 nt
Organism: Dracunculus medinensis (Guinea worm)
Lineage: Eukaryota; Metazoa; Nematoda; Chromadorea; Rhabditida; Dracunculidae
Source: the annotation of a GenBank genome assembly